Messenger RNA from Caenorhabditis angaria, 992 nucleotides. NCBI's taxonomy places the organism in Eukaryota, Metazoa, Nematoda, Chromadorea, Rhabditida, Rhabditidae. The record is from the annotation of a GenBank genome assembly.
AUGGGAUCGUGUUUAUCGCGAUGUAUAACUGAACGAAAAAAAACAAGUGGAACGGGAUGGUUUGAUUUGCCAUAUGAAAUAAGACGAAUUAUUAUCGAUUUGAUGGAUUUGGAAGGAAAAGCAAGAUUGGCUAAAUGCUCGUUAAAUUGUUAUGAGGAAGUUGCGCUAAGUCAAAAUUAUAUUGAAGAAAUAAAUAUAGUUGCUGGAGAAGAAGGAGAAAAGCGAAAUUUUGGCAUUUUUGUAAAAGCAAAAAACGAAAAAUGGGAUUUCAUGAUACAUAAAUCAGCUUCUGGAUAUUGUCAAGCUUGUUGGUGGAUGAAUAGAGAAAUUUAUUCGAUAAGAAUGUUUAAAAAACAGAAUUUGAUGGAUUUUUUUUUGAAACAUUUCAAUUGUAUUCUAAAGAGAAAUUCGAAAAGUUUGAGAAGUAUUAGAAUUUUUAUUGUGAGUUUGAAGACAAAAAAAAACAAGUUACUCAAAUGAAUUGAUAUUUUCAGAAUGAUUUUCCUUAUAAUCAAACAAAUAUCAAUAAUUUGAAAAGUCAACAAUUGGAAGAAUUGACACUUUUUGAAAAUAAGAAUGGAAUUGAUCCAAUUUCUUGUGGAUUUGUUAAUAUCGAUACAAUUUCUCGUUUUCAAAAUGAUGUCAGAAUUCCGAAUUGUAAACUCGAUAAUUUUGUCGAAAUCAAAUCCGAAUUCCGAGUUUUAACAAAUCCGAUAUUUACAUUGGAUGAAUUCGACGAUUUUUUGAGAUGUCUUUUGAUUGAAGAAAAAUAUGAAAGUGAUUUGUCAUCACAAAUGAUAAUUACUAUAGAGGAAUUCAAAAUGCACUCAGAUUUUCUUCGAAUUAUCCAAAAAUAUACUGGAGUUGGUAUUGAAGAUGCUGUAGAUAAAGAAAAGAUUAGAUUUUGGAGAACAUCAAAGAAGUGGUCAAAUCGAGAACAUUGUUUAGUUUUGAAAAAAACGUAUUUAUCAUAUAUCAGAAAUGAAGCAUGA